ACCCUCCUGCCCAGGGCGGCUGCGGGGCCGCCAGGGCCGGGCGCGGCCCCGCUGUGUGACCCCAGCGCAGGGGCUGCUGCUGGCCCGCGGUGGGCGCCCCGCACCUCAGCCGCUGUGUCCCGCCAUCCGAGUGCCCGGGCCCAGCACGCCCCGCGCCGUGGGGCCCCCAACACCAAGCCCCGUCCGCUAACGGGCACCGCGCCCCGCCCCACCGCCCCGGAACCGCUUCUCCGGGAGACCCGGAACUGGCGGCGGCGGCGGGGUCUGUGCGGGGCGGUGAGCGGCGGCCGGCGCGAUGUUUGUAACGGCGGCGGCCUUGGCCAAGAGCAAAUCUAAAUACAUCCUGGUGAGGAUGAAAAGUGCAGCUGAGACGGGCUACUGUUUCAACGUCAGGAGGCUCCGGCUGCAGGAAAAACUGGUGCUGUUCAAGUACGAUCCCAUUGCAAAACAACGUGUCCUCUUCACAGAGAAGAGAAAAAUCCGCUCAAUCUGAACAAUGACCGGAGUUGAUUUAUGCGAGAGGAGAGAUGGUCUGGGGGGAGGACGGGGUGAAUGCUGAUUCAGAAAUCCAGCAACAUGGACUGAAAAGAGAGGAAAUGAACUGGGAUCACCGUCUCCUGUGAUUUGAAGGCCAUUGUGAAUAAAACAAUGUAGAGAGAGAAAAUUCUUAAUGUCUGGACAUAGAUCAUCAGAGUAACAUUUAUUUAUCUUUUGAGUUAUUUUUACAGUACUCAAUUAAAAAAAAAAUUAAAUAGCAAA
Molecule: messenger RNA, 759 nt
Organism: Strigops habroptila (Kakapo)
Lineage: Eukaryota; Metazoa; Chordata; Aves; Psittaciformes; Psittacidae
Gene: MRPL33
Product: mitochondrial ribosomal protein L33
Exons: 4
Coding region: 296-493 (65 amino acids)
Biological process (GO): translation
Cellular component (GO): ribosome; mitochondrion
Molecular function (GO): structural constituent of ribosome
Source: RefSeq, a predicted model, not a curated record